AUGACAGUCUUGGAAGCUUCGCAGGUAAAGUUGUCAGACGAACAUCUGGGGCUUGCUCGCCUCGAGGCUAGUCCUCCCGGUGCCCUUGAAACGGCAAACGAGCUGCUACAAAAGAACCACGACAGCUACCACAUGUAUUUCCGAGAUGUCGGCGGCCACAAUCACAUUCCGCACUCUGUCCUCUCUGUUCUGGCCAUGGGCGGCGGUCCAAAGCAGCUGAAGAGGGCAUAUGACGACAGCUACGGAUUCCAACGUCCACUCCCUCCCAUAGACCUGGAAAUUAUCCAGAAGCUAAGCGACCCCGAUGAAUUCAAGGCUCGAAUGUUCAAUCUAGAUCAAUAUACCAACUUCUUGAUCUUCUUUGAGCGCGAGAUUGGAUCCAAGGGCUGGAAAGCCGUUCUGCAGGAAUACUGCUUCAGCCGCACAGCUCUUGCAGAAACAAUGUUCUCGCAACUGUAUGAAGGCCUGUUGCAUCCCAUCAUCCACCUGGGUUUUGGCAUCGAGUUCGGGCAGCCCAGCAUCAUCGCCGAAGGUCUCGCACAUGCCGCCUCCCAUGACCCAGGCAACAUCGACACCUUCUUCAACCGCAGCGAACAGCUCGCACAGUCUGGCACCGUGCCCGCAACGCCGCUUGUGGAGUUGUACGAGCAAGUCCGCAGAAACGAAAAGACGCGCACCGCGGGUCGCAUGCAGGACGGGCCAUGGAGGCUGCGCGACGGUCCGCUCGCUCGCUCAAUGGACCAAAUCGUUAGCAUUGCCGCUCAAUUUCAAAUUCCGCGUGAUGAGUUGGAACUAGAGCGCUACACGGCGGAGAUGAUUAACUGUGCUGCUUACAGUGCGGGUGCUGCCCAAAGGCCUGGAAAAGUGCGCAAGGUUGACUUUUUCAUCAUGCACGACGUCACCUGCUCCAUCUUCUUGAGCGUUUUAAACAGACAGUCGUGGAUCAGUCUCGACGAUAGGGCACGUCUGGUAGAGUGGAAAGCUCGGCUCGACCUGGCUUGGUAUGCAGCCAAUGGAGCAGCGGAAUUGCGUCUUGAGUAUAUCUCAGAAUAUGAACCGACUGCAAGUAAGGGAAUGGACUGGCUUGCCUUGUACAAAGCUGUAAACGAGGUGCACGAUGAUGGACAUAUUGCCAAAUUUGUGCGAGCUUUGAAGAAUGGCCAGGAUGCCUCGAAUCCUUUUGAGCAGGGGGAGGGUGCCGCUUCGUUCCCUAUCAAGGGUGACUCGUGGCUUAAGAUUGCGCAGAUGGGCUAUGAUACUACCAAGGACGGACAUGAUAAUAGCGAUAAGUGGGUUUGGGGCUCUGGAUUCGAUCUUGCGUGGAUGAAGGUGCCAAAUUUGGAGUAA
Messenger RNA from Talaromyces atroroseus, 1347 nucleotides. RefSeq lists its product as hypothetical. The coding region runs from base 1 to 1347 and encodes 448 amino acids. NCBI's taxonomy places the organism in Eukaryota, Fungi, Ascomycota, Eurotiomycetes, Eurotiales, Trichocomaceae. Gene Ontology annotation, molecular function: oxidoreductase activity. The record is from RefSeq and is a predicted model, not a curated record. The transcript has a single exon.